Glycine soja is the source of this 752-nucleotide messenger RNA. Its product is annotated as dehydration-responsive element-binding protein 1F-like. Gene Ontology annotation, molecular function: DNA-binding transcription factor activity; DNA binding. NCBI's taxonomy places the organism in Eukaryota, Viridiplantae, Streptophyta, Magnoliopsida, Fabales, Fabaceae. The record is from RefSeq and is a predicted model, not a curated record. The coding region runs from base 21 to 752 and encodes 243 amino acids. Gene Ontology annotation, biological process: regulation of DNA-templated transcription. The transcript has a single exon.
UUAUUUUUGAAACUAUACCCAUGGAUGUUACAAUGAAGAAAGUAGAGAGUGAAUCUCCUUAUUAUUGUUCCUCUUCAUCACCAUCAUCCACUUCCUCUGAAAGCAAACUCUCAUCAGCAUCACCGUGCAACCCGAACUCUUCACCGGACCCUUCAUCGUGGCAUGCAGAAACUUCAAAGAAAGUGGUAGUGUUGAUCCCUCACAAGAGGAAAGCGGGGAGAAAGAAGUUUCGAGAGACACGUCACCCGGUGUACAGAGGGGUUCGGCAGAGGAACGGUAACAAAUGGGUGUGUGAAGUUCGUGAACCGAACAAGAAGUCGAGGAUAUGGCUCGGGACAUACCCUUCGCCAGAAAUGGCAGCUAGGGCACAUGACGUGGCCGUCCUAGCACUUAAGGGCACCUCUGCUGUGUUCAAUUUCCCUGAUUCGGUUUCUCUUCUUCCGGUUGCAAACUCAUCUUCUGCUGCUGAUAUAAGACUUGCUGCAUCAAAAGUUUCAUCGGUUUUUGGCCCUUCUUCUUCAUCUAGUUCCCGCGUCGAGACUAAGCCUUGUUUGGUUGAUGGUUUUGUUAAGACUGAGAAUAACGUUGAUGAGGUCAAAACAGUGUUUUUUGAUGAAGAGGCGUUCUAUAAUAUGCCUGUUUUCUUAGAUAGUAUGGCAGAGGCUCUUCUCAUUACUCCACCUUCUAUGAAGAGAGCAUUUGAUUGGGACGAGGUUGAUUGUGAAACAGACCUCACUCUCUGGACAGAUUAA